This is a messenger RNA of Lachancea nothofagi CBS 11611, 4683 nucleotides long. Lineage: Eukaryota; Fungi; Ascomycota; Saccharomycetes; Saccharomycetales; Saccharomycetaceae. The record is from the annotation of a GenBank genome assembly.
AUGGUAUCUUGGUUUGCGCAGAACCUACAGCGACGGCUGUUGCUAUACUUCCUACAGAAAGUUUCAUUGUUCUCCCAGGUAGACAUAUCGGCUUUGGACGUUUCCCUAGGCUCAAGUUCGCAUUUUACAUUUCACGAUCUUGAUCUAGACGUUGACAAUAUCGACAUCCCAGACGUCACAGUGCGCAGUGGAUUUCUCAAGCAGCUGGAACUGCGCCUUACUGUAAGCGGUGGGCUUAGCGUCGAAGGAUCAGGAAUUGCAUUCGUCGUAAAGCCAAAUCUGUCCCGAGCCGCUGAUUCCCAGGCUUCCUCCUUUUCUCUCACAAAAACUGUUUAUGACCUCACCAGUUCUGUGAUGCAUAUGGAUGCUAAAGAUGGUAUGUUGGACGACGAAAUGGGGGCAGAAACUAAUAGCAGUCGAAACGAUAGUCGGGAAACCGAUUCAGAUUCUGCUGGCGCUCCAUCCGUACUUCAGGCUAUGAGGAACAAAGCACUCGACGUGGUGCUGUCGAAACUAUCUAUAAACCUGCGAAACAUUAGUGUGAAGUUUCUGUUCUCAGAAAACCAUACAGUAGAGUUAACACUUGAGGAAGUCAGUUUCGUCUCAGCUAAUGUUACCAGAGAGAUUAAAUUGAGUGGCUUAAUCAUUGCACAUAUCAAAAAGCCUUGGGAAACUGAGGAAGAUGAUCCAAAUUCUAAAACAGAAUCUACCAUGUCAGACUCUUUGAUAUACUCGAAAGUUGAAGCAACAUCUAUCUACAUGAGUGCGAUUCAGAGCGUCCAAGAAUUGGAAAACCACGUCCCUCAAGUUCCUCAUGCCCAUCCUGACAGCGAAAUUCUUUCCGUCAAUAAUUUGAAUGUUUCUUUCAAAGGUUUUAGUUCUAUCGAUGACAUUUCCAUGAGAGAUGCGGUGGUAGACUUCGAUGAGUGUCGGAUUGACCUGCCUUCUUUGUUAAAAUUGAACGAUCCAAUAAUACUGCCUCUGAUUUUAUUAGUGACAGCUAAGACAAAAAGCAAGAUAAAAGAUAUUGGUAUUCAAACGCCUCAAAACCUUCAAAAUUAUAGAAGGUUCCGAGAGGAGCAGGACCUGCAUGACGACCUUCAGUUUUCUAAACUAAGGGGCACCAAGAUUAGCAUAUUACUUUCAAAGGGUUUAGUUCUCGAAUUGGGCGAUAUCAAUGUGGUCACUAAUGAAAAGGAGCAAUUGGAACUCACAUUAAAAGGCAUCAACCUAAUUCAUAAUUCUUCGGCAUUACUUAUGGUAAGUGAAUGUAACGAAAAUCCACUAAUUCAGUCCACUAUUGAUCUGAACAGCGGAGAUGUCAAGACCAAGAUUCUUGAGAAGAUAAGCAUACAUUUGGAUACUACAACUCUGUUUGACAUUUUACAAUGCUCGUUACUUUUCCAAAAGUGUUUGAAGACCUGGAAUCAAAAUGUUUUCAAAGCUAAGAAAACGAGCGCAGACGCAAAACCAAGAGGUUUCGAGUUAAAUGGCAAGCCUGUGGAGGUGAAUUUCAACUUUGAGUCUUUUAGAUUGAACUUGCUCAUGAGUGACUUCUCUGUCUCAUUCCCUGGCACUUUAUUCAAGGCCGAAAAGGUUCAAUUGAAAUUUGAAGACUCCGCUCAACAUAAAGAGCUGAUGACAGUUAGUAACAUUGAAGUAAAAAUGCUUCCGUUUGCCUCCCAGCACGAUGCAUUCAAUCACAGCUUUGAUGAAGUUGUAGUAUCAUCCAAGUGUCAAAUUCGCAUAAAGAAAAUCGAACUAGCAUUUUUUCUCGAGUUAAUUGGUAUUAUAUCUCCAAAGUUGGAAGAGUUGAUUACACAGAUGAGUACUAUUACUUCAAAUCAUGCUUCAAGCAAAAGCACGCCCAAAAAAUCUCAAAGGCAUAUGAGGAGAAGUGUGCGAAUUAUGGGAUCUUCUGCUAUUAUCAGUAAACAGAGCUCUUCCGUUGAGUGCUUUGUGGACAUUGGAAGCAUAGUGGUUUGUUUAGAGGAUGCAUUACAGAAGUCAUUUGGUGAUCUCAAAGGACAUUUAGGUGGCUGUUCAUUGUAUAUCAAUAGCGAUCAGACUUUCACCGGAUACGCGAGGGAUCUACAUGUCAAGAGGCUUUUCCGAGAUAACACUGAGCCGUUGAUGGAAGUAAUUCAUGUGACGAACGACUUUAAACCGGUAUUCACAAUCCACCGUAAAUUAACUGGAAAAUUAUGCUGCGCUUUGAGAACUGUUUGCUUCUAUUACUAUGCACGAUGGCUAGAUUUUGUUUCGCAAAAUCGCGAACAAGAAACUACUACUCGAAACAAAUCAGGUAGUGCCGAGGUCGAUAGCUUAUCUUUAGACGUUAAACUUACAGAUUGUGCUAUUUCCUUUAGUCCAUACCGACUAAAAUCUCAACUCCUUUUAGUUUUAGGCAAAUGUGCCAUUGAAUUAGCGGUUCCUUCCCUGAAAGUGAAAACGAAUUUGAGGUCCACUUCAAUAUUACUCAUCGACGAUCUCUCAAACUUCAAUCACGAUUCAAAUUCCAAUUUCGCUUCAUUGCCAGCAUACUAUGUCGAUCGCGGAUUUGUCAAUAUUGGAAAGCUAGAUAAAGGCCAGUUUAGUCUGGAAAAAUCCGCAAGCGGGCUGAUCGUUACAGCGGAUUUGGGUAGUAUAUGCUUAUUUUUAUGUGCUGAUUCCAUGCAGGCUUUAGUGCAGGUGGCAUUAGAUUUAGGAAUUCCACUGACAUUUCCUGAUGAUCAAAAGUACAGGACAAAGCCUUCACAAGUGAAAGUGUUUGAAGGCGUAGAAGAGGAAUACUUCACUAAUCAAAGACUCCAAUUGGACCCCAUCGCAAGUAGAGAUGAGUUGUUCCCGAUUUUUGAUGAUUCAAUUGGUGCUUCGCAUAAGCCGCAGUCGAAUGAAAGCACGAAUAUGCCUAGAAGCACAACUUCGGAGAACAGUUGCCAUACUAUAUUGAGUGCUCAGGACAAUUAUAUUAAUACAAAAGUUUCUCGCCAGGAUCAGAAGUCGCGGCCAGAAGAAAUGAACGUUGGGAUAAAAUUGAACCUAACCCUCAACUCCGCUACUUUAAAGCUAUAUGAUGGGUUUGAUUGGGCAUAUACAAGAAGAUCUAUAUCAGAUCUGAUAAACCAAAUUGAGAGUGAGUUGCAGCAACAAAUUUCCACGAAAUCAGAGCCGGUAAAGGCUUCCGUUUUUGACUCCAUCUACCUCUUUGCUGGAUCAGAUGUCGAUGCUGAUGUGUUACGGCAACAAAUUAACAAAGAUUUGCAAAGCGAACCAAGCAUUUCAAUUAAAGGUUCCCCUAAAAAAUUGAGACUGCGGCCCUCCAAGAACUACAAGGCUCGAAUUGAAAUAGCUGGAUUGAAGGCGUCUAUUUUGCGUUAUAGUGUUGACGACCCAACGGAGCUAACAAGUGACAUGUCAGCAGAUACGCUGAAUGAUAUAAAGCUUUUAAUAGAGAAUGUCGAAGUAAUCGAUAAUGUUCCAACCUCUACGUGGAACAAACUGGCUAGUUACUGGAAGGAAGAGCCAAGGGCGAAAGGUUCAGACAUGAUAUCUCUUGAUAUAAAAACAGUAAGGCCUGUUGAUUUUUUGGCUGCGACUGAGCUAAUCUUGAAGGUAAGGGUUUUGCCAUUGAGAUUACACAUCGAUCAAGAUACUUUGGACUUUCUGAUGCGUUUUUUUGAGUUCAAGGAUUCAAGGUUUGAACUGGUUGACGAAUAUCCCGAUUUUGUUUACAUUCAGAAGCUAGAGGUUCAAGCUGUGAAGAUUAAGAUGGAUUAUAAGCCCAAAACGGUGGAUUAUGCUGGUUUGAAAUCCGGUCAUACUAGCGAGUUUAUGAAUUUUUUUAUUUUAGAAGGAUCAAAGCUUCGACUGCGUCAUGUAGUUGUGUAUGGGAUAAACGGGUUCCCUGAGCUGAACAAGUUGCUGAAUAGCAUUUGGAUGCCAGAUAUUACUGGGAAGCAACUACAAGGUAUCCUCGGUGGUGUUGCUCCCAUGAAAACGAUCGUUACUUUAGGGACGGGUGUUAAAGCCCUAGUUUCAACACCUAUUAAAGAGUACAAAAGAGAUCAGAGUUUAGGGCGGGGAUUGCAGAAAGGAACUCAGGUUUUCAUCAAGGUGACUACUGGUGAGUUUGUACGUCUCGGUGUGAAGUUGGCAUCUGGCACGCAGGCCAUGCUGGAAAAUGCUGAGGAAUUUAUGGGAGGUGAAGGUCCUCAAGCACGCAACUACAGACUCAGAGAUGUAGAAGUGGACGUUGUCUCGGAGGACGCCUUUCUAAAGUACGAAAAAUUAGUAGGUGGACGUAACCCGAGGGACGAUCAAGACAAUCUUGAGGCGUUCGUAGUCGAGCCGGGAGCUACCGAAAAAGAUGCCCCGAAGAUUUUUAGCCUCUAUGCUGACCAACCUGCAUCGCUGAAACAAGGUUUAAAAGAAGCGCAAGGAUCGUUCGGCAAAAAUGUGCAACUCGCCUACGAUGCUGUGCGCAAAGCGCAGAAUGAGAUCAGAGAAAGCGGUAAUGCCCAAGAAACUGUUUCUUCUUUUGCUCGCGUGGUUCCCGUAGCUCUUUUGCGGCCCAUCAUUGGAGCAACAGAAGCCCUUUCGAAAGCACUGCAAGGAAUUUCAAAUGGCAUUGAUGACGAGCAGAUAGCGCUGCUUAAGGACAAAUAUAAAUCGCAGAAUUAA